ACGAGCGCGCCCGGAGCGUGGCGGGGAAUCUGGCUGUCUCCAGCGAGCUCCCCUGUGCCUGCGGCGCUGGCAUGGUUCGUCCGCUCAACUGCAUCGUCGCGGUGUCCCAGAACAUGGGCAUCGGCAAGAACGGGGACCUGCCCUGGCCCCCGCUCAGAAAUGAAUUCAAUUAUUUCCGAAGAAUGACCACAACUUCCUCAGUGGAAGGUAAACAGAAUUUGGUGAUUAUGGGUAGGAAGACUUGGUUCUCCAUUCCUGAGAAAAGUCGGCCUUUAAAAGACAGAAUUAAUUUAGUUCUCAGUAGAGAACUCAAGGAACCUCCACUAGGAGCUCAUUAUCUUGCCAAAAGUCUGGAUGAUGCCUUAAAACUUAUCCAGCAACCAGAAUUAACAAACAAAGUAGACAUGGUUUGGAUAGUGGGAGGCAGUUCUGUUUAUAAGGAAGUCAUGAAUAAACCAGGCCAUGUUAGACUGUUUGUGACAAGAAUCAUGCAAGAAUUUGAAAGUGACACAUUUUUUCCAGAAAUUGAUUUGAAGAAAUAUAAACUUCUCCCAGAAUACCCAGGUGUUCUUUCUGAUGUCCAGGAAGAGAAAGGCAUUAAGUACAAAUUUGAAGUUUAUGAAAAGAAUGAUUAAUGUGAAGGCAUCUUCUGAUUUUUUUCAAGCUUCCCCCCUCCAAAAAUUAUGUAUUUUAAUAUUUUUUGAAAAUAUGUUGACUUUAUAUCUGUGUGUAAUUAUUUCCAAGCAUUGUGUGUUUACUCCCCAUUAAUCUUAACAAGACUAUAUCAGAUACCACUUAUGAAACAUUUCUUGCUAUAAGUGUCUAGAUGCCUAUGAAGGGGACAGGACUGGACUGCAUAUCUACCAAGGCAGCCCCAAAUGGGAGAGUCAGUCCACAGAUAACAUGAACUGAAACCAGGGUCCAGAGAGAUAGAAGCUAGAUAGCUGAGAAGUCAGAGAUGGAUUAUAAACAGAAGAGCUAGCACUCAGGUAUUAAAAGAAAAUUAGAUCAAAACAGGGACUCUGAAUUACCCUGUGCCUGUGACACUUCUGAAAAAAAUUAUGCUCAGAAUCACUAAGUUGAGAACUCCAAUAUAUUCAGUAGGGAUAGUAAAGAAGCGUGGUAAAAGUAGACUACGUUUUUGAUGGUUAAAACAGUAGGUGUGAGACCUUUAAAAACUUUCUGAUCUUUAAUGAGAUUCCAUAUGCUACUACAAUGGUAGAAGAAUCAGUUACUCAUUUUAAAAAAAAAGAGUAAUGAUAAGUGUAAUGGCUAAAAUUAAAAAUUCAAAGAAAUAAUGAGAAUAGAUGUUGUUAGAAACCAAAGUGAGAAACUAAAACAUGUUUACCCAUCAUGUUAGCAAAAUUUUAGAUUAUUAGGUACCUAAGCCCUGUAGAUUGGUAUAGUCUAUUGUAAAUGAACAAUAUCAAUUAAAAUUAAAUAUAUUCAAGGACCCAAUCUGCCAUCACCACAAUCUUGAACUUCCCAGGCUGGAGAACUAUGAGAAAUAAGUCUUUGUUGUUAAUGAGCCACCUAGUUUUUGAUGCUGUAUUAUAACAACCCAAGUGGACUAAGAUACCACUAAGUCUGAUAACUAUCUGGGGAUAGUAAGAGGAAAAGCGAGGAUUGUGGUGUAAGACCUAAAUCCUCAUUUAUCAUACCAGGAAAUGACUAGAUAAUGUGUAAAGUAACAAAUGAUGAAAUAACUAUUUGAGGGGGGGAAAAACUGCUCUAAGAGUUCAGUCAUUGCUCUGGAGAACUGGAGAGGAAAGACAGGAGACCGCUAGAAUUUUGUAAGCUUUAAAGGGCUAAAAAAAAUACAUGGCAUAUGCAUUCAUUUGAAAAACUAAAGGAAAAGUUAAUUGAGGUGUGGGUGGGGAAACCAUGCAGAUAACUACCAGAUGGAAAAGCUAAAAGAAUGGAAAACUCUUUUUCUUUCUGGCUUAUUUCGCUGAGCAUGAUCCCUUCCAGCGCCAUCCAUGUUGCUGCAAA
Talpa occidentalis (Iberian mole) is the source of this 1992-nucleotide messenger RNA. It is a transcript of the gene DHFR, whose product is annotated as dihydrofolate reductase. Gene Ontology annotation, biological process: tetrahydrofolate biosynthetic process; dihydrofolate metabolic process; folic acid metabolic process. NCBI's taxonomy places the organism in Eukaryota, Metazoa, Chordata, Mammalia, Eulipotyphla, Talpidae. The record is from RefSeq and is a predicted model, not a curated record. Gene Ontology annotation, molecular function: NADP binding; dihydrofolate reductase activity. The transcript has 6 exons. Gene Ontology annotation, cellular component: mitochondrion. The coding region runs from base 72 to 635 and encodes 187 amino acids.